Molecule: messenger RNA, 880 nt
Organism: Leptomonas pyrrhocoris
Lineage: Eukaryota; Euglenozoa; Kinetoplastea; Trypanosomatida; Trypanosomatidae
Product: surface antigen-like protein
Exons: 1
Coding region: 206-880 (224 amino acids)
Source: RefSeq, a predicted model, not a curated record
AGUAAUACCCCUUUUCCAGCUAAAACCACCCCCGUGUUCUUCUUUAGGUCUCUCUCCCUCUCUCGCCGCGCGUUGCCGCUGUCUGUCGCUUCUCACCCUUCCCGUCUGAUUCUUCGGUCCUCUUUUGCUUCCCUUUCGUCUGCACAACCGGCCGCAACUACACCAGAAAAAGCAAGAGUAAAGGAACAGAAAAAGGAAAGGGAGAAUGGCUGGCUUCACCUUCACCUCCUCGAAGAAGCGCUGCGCUGUGGCGGUGCUGCUUGUCGUCCUUGUCAUCACCGCCGUCUCUGCAGCUGCGCAGGAGGACCCCACGCACCCCCCGGUGGUUACGUGCCCGGCCACCUUCAAGCACUGCAACGAGUGCGUGCAGGUCAACGGCGCCCCUCGCUGCUCCAAGUGCGCGGAUGGCUUCUCCACCGUGUCCACCAGUGGUACCUGUGCCCCUUACAAAGGAGCCUGCUCGGCGCCGAACUGCCAACAGUGCACCAGCGAUAAUGCGGGCAAGUGUACGCAGUGCGCCGCCGGCUGGCUGCUGAACUACAGGACCCUCCAAUGCGUCUCCGACUCACCCUCCGCGACAUGCCAAGUGCCAUACUGUGCGAUGUGCAGCAACGGCAUGCCAUACGUCUGCGUGGUCUGCUCGCAGGGCUACUCCCUCAUGAACAGCGGCGAGUGCAAGCUCACCGGCUCGUGCAGCGUGGAUCGCUGCCUGCAGUGCUUUAACGACGACUACCAACAGUGCCAGGAGUGCGAGAAGGGCUAUCGGGUGACGGUCAAGGGCAACUGCCGGCGUGGACGCAACGCCGCCGUCUCUCCCCGCUCCUCGGCCGUGGUGCUCGUCCUCGUCGCUGCCGUGACCUACGCGGCAACGAUGAUGUAA